AUGCCCCCGCUCUCGCAAACUGCCAACGCCGGCGUCAACAUUGUCGCUAACCCCUGCGCCCGCGCCAACGACGUAGCGCAGACCUACAUUGGUCCCAUCAUCCAAAAAUCCGACGACAACGACUUAGGAUAUGAUGCGUUCCGAGAAGCACCUCUCGCAGUCGAAGCGAAAGCGCACCCGCACUUGACGCAUCAGCUCCUGUGCUCGUCCGCGGCAGCUGCAUCGAUUACCGACAGUGUCUACGACAGUAUCAUCUCGACUUAUGGGGGCAGCGAAGGGGUUGAGACUGUACCUCGCGAGGAGCGGAAUGGCAGGUAUCCGGCAAACGGGAAGACCGCGUCCGCGCCCGCGGCCUCGACCCCUCUCGAGCACAGGCCCUGUCCCCUCGCCCAUGACAUCCACAUCGAUGUUGUCGUCCUCGGCGUGCUCGUCGCUGAUGCUCGCAUGGUGAGUGAAGGGGCUCAGAUGAUGCAUACAGCGCGCAUGCCUUCCCGUCACAUCCGAUGA
This is a messenger RNA of Schizophyllum commune H4-8, 507 nucleotides long. RefSeq lists its product as uncharacterized. The record is from RefSeq and is a predicted model, not a curated record. Bases 1 to 507 code for a protein of 168 amino acids. The transcript has a single exon. Lineage: Eukaryota; Fungi; Basidiomycota; Agaricomycetes; Agaricales; Schizophyllaceae.